This is a messenger RNA of Bemisia tabaci, 1626 nucleotides long. RefSeq names its product prefoldin subunit 1 (gene Pfdn1). Gene Ontology annotation, biological process: protein folding. NCBI's taxonomy places the organism in Eukaryota, Metazoa, Arthropoda, Insecta, Hemiptera, Aleyrodidae. Gene Ontology annotation, molecular function: protein folding chaperone. Gene Ontology annotation, cellular component: cytoplasm; prefoldin complex. The record is from RefSeq and is a predicted model, not a curated record.
UCAACUGAACCUAACCUCAAGCCCCAAACAUUUCAGUUUCAGGCCGAGUUCCCAACAUGUUCCCAAAUGUUAGCUUAUUUCUAAUUCAUUAAAGUGCAUUCGAAGUGUUUAAUCUAUUCUACAGCGUGAUUCAAUACUUUCUGUUUAAAAUUCGAAAAGAACCCACAUCAUUCAUUUUGUACUUCUUUCUUCAUUUUCAUUGAGUGUUGCUGUUAUCAGAGGUCUCUCAUCAGUAACAUGUCGAAGUCAGUUGAUCAAGAGUUAAAAAACGCUUUUCAGGAGCUGCAGCUCAAAAUGAUCGACACCAAGCAAAAAUUGAAGCUUUCAGACGUCCAGAUAGAUUCUUUGAAAAGGACUAAAGUCCACUCUGAAAUUACUCUAAAAGAAAUUAAGGCUUUGUCGGACAGUAUAAAAACAUACAAGAGCAUUGGGCGCAUGUUCCUCACCGCUGAAAAAGCUGAAGUUCUGAAAGAUUUACAAAGUCAAAUCAAUAUGUGCGAUGAAAAGAUAGAAAAAUUAGAGAGUGGGAAAAAAUAUCUUGAUAGAAGUUACAAAGAUAGUGUAAACAAUCUCCGAGAAAUGGUCCAACAGCGGAAAGAUGCAGUGCAGAAGGAAAGCUAAUCAUCUAAUAAUAUUUCAGGAAGCUGCAAGAAAGUUAUCUCCAAUUCUACUAAUAAACUAAUUUUGGCUUAAGUUAUUUUGAACGUGCCACAGCAGGAAAUUUUUGCCAUCAUGCGAAUUUGCUUCCAUGAGUCUUCCUGAAACAUACAAUUGACUUUCUAAUUUUCAUCCCGUGCUGUAUGAUUUCCGUUUCUUGUAUUAUGGCAAACCUCGCUGAUGUGAAAUGUAUAAAGUAAAUUAUAAGGAUGGCUAAACUUUGAAACCACACUAUCACAGUUCAUGAUGUUGCAGACUUCUCACCUCAUGUCAUACUUAUUUUGUCAGUCAAGAAAACAACAUAAUUUAUUGUGAUUUUUCUUCUCUGUUAGGAGAUUAUUCUGUGAACAUUUCAAGAAUGAAAUUGGCUCAGCUCACUAUGGAAAAAUAAAAUAAGAGCAGAAGUUUGAAAACAUUGCAAUUGAGAUUUGUGGUUUCUGAGUAGAGAAAUCUAUGAGAGUCGCACAUGUUCAAAGCCGAAGUCGAAAGGAAGGAAUAGGGAUGUAAAUUGAUUUUCUGAACUGGUUGAUAAGUAAACUAGAUUACCAAACCAAUAUUAGAAGCUCAUAACUUUUGGGAAACCACAUACAAUUUUUUUCAGCAAUGUGCUUAUUGGAAUUCUGCAACUGUGCUCAUCCUUUGCUACAACUUGGCCUGUGCAACAAAAUUUCAAUAAGUUCAUUGGAGGACUCCUGUUUUUUGUAGUUCCCUGGCAAUUAAAAUCCUUAAUAACAUCGGUUUUGUUGGUUUAAUUUUUUAUGUAAGUCAUGUAGAACACUUCUGGACUGAUACUUAAUGGACCUUUCCUAGGAAACUAACUGACACAACUGUUUGAUCCCCUGAAUUCCCCUUUUUUUAUUAUUUUUACCAACGGCAUACUUAAAGUCUUGUUGCGUUAUACACCCUAAAAUCUGAUUUAUAACUGAAGAAAUGAAAAAUUAAAGAAUAAGUUUUACAGCUAAUUUCAAA